AUGAAGAUGCGCUUACCAAAAAAGACGCGCUUACCAAAGUUUGAGAGGCUCAGGCUGGAAGAAGUGAUAGAGGAGGACAAGCUCAUCGCUGCUGACGCUGAAAGGGCGACCUACCGGUACAGCGAAGUCAAGUACGACAACUUCGUGCCCAUCGAUGAGGACAGCCAAAACACCGCCAAUGAUGAGGAGGAGGGAGAGGGAGAACAGGAAGAAGCAAAAGAGCUGGAUGAAGAAGAAUACGACAGCGACAGUGAGAUCGACGGUAAGAGCGACAGUGGCAGGGACAGCGACAGCGACAGCGACAGCGACAGCGAAAGUGACGGAAGCCACGACGUGACCGCACAAGCUGCUCCUUUUGACAUUGAAGAAACCUCCAACAAUAAGGAUGUUCCUGGCCACAAGAGCGCUGUUGCGGCCAUCGAAGACUACCUGUGUGAGAAUUCAGGCAUCUACCGAAAGCUCCAGUGGGAGCGUUUUAAGGGAUGGCAGAGUUCUCAGGCAAAGCAGUACUUCGCAGAGGAGGAGCGCAAGGCGAACGAGAACCCCUUGGAAGCAGUUCAUGGACUGAUGGCGGAUAUGAGGAGGAUUGCAGAAUGGAUACAGAGCAGCACGGAUGCUUUCACCAUCGAGCCCGGCACAGGGUUCAGGCGUAUUCUCGAUCUGUCAGUGGUCCCAGGCCGCUUUCUGACCUACGCCCUUGAACAAAACCCCGGCGCCCAUGCCCUGGCCUUUAGCCUCCCUGUGGGGCAGGGCGGCUUUCCCCCAGCAGUGGAAGAGAGCGAGUUGGUCAGGAUCCAGAGGCUGGACACGACUAUGCUCGUAGCGGACAUGGGUCUACGUGUAGGAGAAAUUCCCCUGUGGAAUCGCCACAUCAGGAGGUUCCGCUUCUCACGAUACUUCGACGAUGGCCCCGGAUCCGGCUUCGACCUUGUAAUCUGCACCAACAUUAUUCAGCCGACAAAGGCGAUGUUCCGCGGAGGGCGGGAGAAUCGCCGCCGCGAGGAGCGCCGCCGCCUCCUGACCCAGCUGGUGCUUGGCAUCCAGCGCCUGAGGCACGGGGGAAAGAUGAUCAUCGAGCUGCACAAGCUGGAGGACAUCCAGACUAUCCGACUGAUUCUUGAGUUUGUCAAGUUUGCCAAGGUCGCGAUCCUGCAGAAGGGCUACUGGGUGGGAAAGCUGGCGGGUUUCUACCUUGUCGCCACCGAGGUGCAGUCAACAUCGCAGGGGGCCUUGGACGCCUUACAAGAGUGGAAAAGGGAGUGGAAGGUGGUCACCGUGGGCACCAGGAGGGAAUGGCUGGAGGACCGCGACCGGAUGGCUCUCUGUGAACAGGAGGCUGUCGAGGACUUCAGUCCCGACUUGUUGAGUCUGGGCAAAGAAACUGGCAUCUGGCAGUCGCAGAUUGAUCUCCUGGCUCAGCCCCCGUGGGAAUGCGGUAAAGGCCCACCAUUCUGUCCUGCCUGGUAG
Messenger RNA from Diaporthe batatas, 1467 nucleotides. RefSeq lists its product as uncharacterized. The transcript is spliced from 2 exons. Lineage: Eukaryota; Fungi; Ascomycota; Sordariomycetes; Diaporthales; Diaporthaceae. The record is from RefSeq and is a predicted model, not a curated record. The coding region runs from base 1 to 1467 and encodes 488 amino acids.